UCUUCCCGGUCAGCAAGCUCGGCUCACUGUUUGUACGGGAGAAAAGUGGGGUGAGCUCAGAAUUGCAGAACGGUGAAUUUAGUGGAAAGUCAGUCGGAGGACGGCGGAGAUGGAGAGUCCGGUCGCCACCGUGACUCAGCGCGAUCAGUGGAUGGUGGAGAGUCAGGUCUUUGGGAUCUACGGAAUCUUCGGCAACCUCCCACCCAAAGCCCAAUCCGUCAUGAUUGAGCUUCAGCGUGAUAGUCACAUAGAGUAUUUAACCAGAGGCCUCAGAGGACUCCCUUCCUCCUUCUGCGUUUUGGAUGCCAAUCGGCCUUGGCUUUGUUACUGGAUUCUGCACUCAUUGGCUUUGCUAGAGGAGUCUGUUGACGAUGAACUGGAACAUAAUGCCAUUGACUUUCUAAGCCGUUGUCAGGACCCAGAGGGUGGAUAUGGUGGCGGACCUGGACAGAUGCCACAUCUUGCAACGACUUACGCUGCAGUUAAUGCACUUAUAACCCUCGGUGGUGAGGAGGCGCUUUCAUCAAUUAAUAGAGGUAAAAUUUACAAGUUUUUGCGGCAAAUGAAACAUCCAAGCGGAGGCUUCAGGAUGCAUGAUGGUGGAGAAAUUGAUGUCCGGGCUUGCUACACUGCGGUUUCUGUAGCAAGCAUUUUGAACAUUUUGGAUGAUGAACUGGUUCAAAAUGUUGGAAGCUUCAUCUUAAGUUGUCAGACGUAUGAAGGUGGUAUUUCUGGGGAGCCUGGUGCUGAAGCCCAUGGUGGGUACACUUAUUGUGGGGUAGCUACAAUGGUUCUAAUCAAUCAGGUCAAUCGUUUGGACUUGCCUGGACUAAUUGAUUGGUUGACAUUUCGACAGGGGAAAGAGUGUGGAUUUCAGGGGAGGACUAAUAAAUUGGUCGACGGUUGCUACUCCUUCUGGCAGGGAGGUGUUUUUCCAAUAUUACAAAGAGUACGUUCAACUAUUGAUGAACAACUCACGCUUCGGGAUGAUGGAGGGCAGUGUACCAAGGAUGGCGCGCAGACUUCUACAACAUCUAAUAUAUCUGAAGAGGGGAAAUUUUUUGAAGGCACUACAUCACCAGGAGUGAAUUUGAAUGAUAUCGGCUAUGAUUUUCUCAAGAGGCCUGUAAUAUCGGAGCCACUUUUUCACAGCAUCGCAUUGCAACAAUAUAUACUUUUAUGCUCACAGGAGGGGAAGGGAGGAAUGAAAGACAAACCCGGGAAAUCGAGAGACUUUUACCACACAUGCUACUGUCUAAGUGGUCUUUCUGUAUGUCAACACAUUUGGUCGAACGACGAAGACUCUCCGGUGUUGCCUGGGGCAGUCAUGGGUCCCUAUUCCAAUUUGUUGGAACCAAUUCAUCCCCUCUUCAAUGUUGUCCUAGAGAAAUACCAUGAAGCAAGGGAAUUCUUUACAAGAGACUGAGCAAUAAACUCCUCGGCGGAGGAGUUCUUCGGUCCAGACGCCCGCACCACUUGACUGUCUGGCCAAGGCUCGUUGGGCGGGGCCGCCUUCGGAUUGCUUAAGGGCUGGAUGAAUGAUGCAUAAUUUAGGCUUGUAACAUUAAUAAUUAAGGGCAUGGUCUUCGCUGAUGUUUCUGUACUUGUAUGAAUCAUGUAUUCUUAUUAAUGACAAAGAAAUAAUCUAAUACUGCAUUAAUCCAA
This is a messenger RNA of Pyrus x bretschneideri (Chinese white pear), 1665 nucleotides long. RefSeq names its product protein farnesyltransferase subunit beta. The coding region runs from base 110 to 1426 and encodes 438 amino acids. Gene Ontology annotation, biological process: protein farnesylation. The record is from RefSeq and is a predicted model, not a curated record. Gene Ontology annotation, molecular function: protein farnesyltransferase activity. The transcript is spliced from 14 exons. Lineage: Eukaryota; Viridiplantae; Streptophyta; Magnoliopsida; Rosales; Rosaceae. Gene Ontology annotation, cellular component: protein farnesyltransferase complex.